GAAAUUUCUAAGGUUAAAGAGGCUAUUUUAAUAGCAAAUAAUGCAUGGUGGGCUAUUGGAGAACUAGCAGUUAAGAUGGUUGGGAUUUCUCUGUGAACAAGAAUUUGAUGUAUUAAGUAUUAACUGGAAAGAAGAGACAAAGCUAUGCAAGGUUUACAACUCCGCCCAACCGAUAGAUUCGAUUUGGGUUGUCUUCUAUUUCCGCAGUAUCAAUCUUGUAUAAUAGCUUAGCUUGCCUUACUUUCUCUGAAUUUUUCGUUUUUGUGGGGGUAUGGUGUGUAGAUUUGUAAUUCGAAUCAAGUGAUUCCGAAUUCUAUGUAUAGGGAUAACACAAGUAAAUUGAAUUGAGAUUGUAUAGCUUUACAUUAGAGCUCGAGUACUACUAAAUCGAAUCAGCAUGUAUCGAUUUAGUAUAUGUAAUUCAAAUUUGUCCAAUUUGUUUACUAUGUACAAGAACCAUGAGCUAAAUCGAAAUCCACUAAUUUGAUUUA
Messenger RNA from Arachis duranensis, 491 nucleotides. RefSeq names its product transportin-1. Gene Ontology annotation, cellular component: cytoplasm; nucleus. Lineage: Eukaryota; Viridiplantae; Streptophyta; Magnoliopsida; Fabales; Fabaceae. Gene Ontology annotation, biological process: protein import into nucleus. Gene Ontology annotation, molecular function: protein binding; nuclear import signal receptor activity. The record is from RefSeq and is a predicted model, not a curated record.